Molecule: messenger RNA, 1639 nt
Organism: Apis mellifera (honey bee)
Lineage: Eukaryota; Metazoa; Arthropoda; Insecta; Hymenoptera; Apidae
Exons: 7
Coding region: 356-1570 (404 amino acids)
Source: RefSeq, a predicted model, not a curated record
AUUUGUUAUUGUGAUAUUAACUAUUACUUGCAACGCAUAAAUGUAGAAAUUGAAAUAAUAAAAUUGUAAUAAAAAUUGUAUGUAAUAAUAAAAUUCUCUCUAACGAAAUAAAAAAGCUUGUGGAAUAAUUAUAUAAUAUAUGGUACAUGGAAUAACUUUCUGAAAUAAAGUAACGACAGGAAGAAAGCUGAUACCACUCCUGAAGGGUAUAAUGCGCGACAAUAUUCCAUGCGUGGCAACUAUAUAAAAAAGGUGAAACUCGUGGAAAGAACCACUUUUCUUCGUGACUUUGCUUCUUCUCCAAAAACUAUUAUUAUAUUAUAUUAUAUUAUCUAAUUAGAGAUUCGUUAUCAUCAUGUCGCAAUUCAUUUGUGCUUUGUUAACGUACAGCGUUAUUUGUUGUUCAUUAGCGAAAAGUAAUGAAUUUGUCACGAGUUCCGAAUUCGUUAAAAAACAAUCCGAAAAUAAGUCAUUAGCGAAUAUCGUGCGUAAUAAAAAUUCUUCCAAAUCGUACCUGAAUAGCAUAGUGUCUGGUAACGAGAAAUUUGAUCGUUUGGAUAAACAAUCACGGGCUUCGGAUCAACGAUCGGAAUCGAAAGGUUCUAGUUGUUGCGGAUCCAAAUACGGUUCUAAUUCAUCGAUGCGACCCGAUUCGUACUACAGUAGAAUCCCUGUGGAAAACAAUCGAUAUCCGAUUAAAUUCGACGAACGUUUACCAAUCGACAGAAUAUCCAGAUACGGUUGGCAAACUCAAGGAUCAUCAGCAGGAAGCACGAAAAGACCCGGAAGUGUAUUUUACGAAGGAAGUAUAAUAGGAGACAGUAUUAGAUUUGGUUCACGGCCGAAUUACGGAAGCGAAAGUUCACGAAAACCCAAUGGUUACGAUUCCAGCGUAUCUGGAGAAUAUGGUUAUGUUAACAACGGUUACGGAGGAUAUAGCUUUAACCGGCCAACGAAUUAUGGAGGAUCAGGUAGUAGUUACGGUAUUUCAGGAACUUUUGCAAAUGGCGAAGAAUUCGGACCUGUGGAGCCAAAUCAUCCAGAAGGACAUGCUCCCUCACAUCCGAAUAUUCAAGCGCAAAAGGCUGUAGCUUUAAAAGCAUUGGCAGGUGUUGCAUUAAUUGGUGCAGCCGCUGCUUUAGCAACGAAUCCCGUUCUUCUUCCGCUUGGAGUUGUAUCGGGAAGGAGGAAACGAUCGAGUGUCAAAGACAAAGAUGCUUAUAUGAAUUAUAUUUUAGCAAACCUAAAAAGUAAUAUUACCAAGAAGGAAAAUGGAAACGAAACAUCUUUGACACCACCAUGUAUUGCUAGAUUUACGUGUGAAAUUCAAUGGAAUUAUUGGUUUAAUCAUAGAAAAGAUGUUGAUUUUUUUAUCGGAAAAUUAGCAUUGGAACGUCAACUUAACAAUUUAUUGUUAAAUAACAUAUCUAAAGAACUUGAAAAUGUUCGUAUUAAAAAAUUAUUGAAAACAGCAACUAUAAUUGGUUCGAAUGGAGGUAAUUGUAACAUUCUAACGUGUACACUUAUAAAAAAUAAAAAAGCUAAAAAUUUAUCAAUUUUUAAAUUUUAGAAUUUAUAGAAAAAAUUGUAUUUUGAUAUUAAUUAAAAUAUUUAAAACAAUAAAAAAAUCAUCAUGAAA